Messenger RNA from Leptonychotes weddellii (Weddell seal), 1809 nucleotides. The record is from RefSeq and is a predicted model, not a curated record. Lineage: Eukaryota; Metazoa; Chordata; Mammalia; Carnivora; Phocidae.
AUGCACUCAGCCGGAGACGACCUGUCAUCUUUAAAACAAGCCUAUUCAUCACCAACUAUCAAUUUCAAGGCCUUCAUUGCACCUGCUCUGAGUAACUGUGUAUUUACAACUGAAACUUUUGCUCAUACAUUUAUUUUGGGGCUGAGCAAGGAGGAAACCCUUCAGCGGGCACGAGAGGAAGAAGAGAAAAGGAAGGAUAUCACAAGUCAUUUCCAGACCACUCUGACAGAUAUCCAGGCCCAAAUUGAACAGCAGAGUGAGCGAAAUAUGAAGCUGUGUCAGGAGAAUACAGAGCUUGCAGAGAAACUCAAAAGCAUCAUUGAUCAGUAUGAGCUUAGAGAGGAGCAUCUGGACAAAAUACUUAAACACAGAGAACUGCAACAGAAGCUGGUAGAUGCAAAACUGGAACAGGCCCAAGAAAUGAUGAAGGAAGCCGAGGAGCGACACAAACGCGAGAAGGAAUAUUUGCUGAACCAGGCAGCAGAGUGGAAACUUCAGGCCAAGGUGCUGAAGGAACAAGAGACAGUCCUGCAGGCUCAGCUUACUCUGUACUCUGGAAGGUUUGAAGAGUUCCAGAACACACUAACAAAAAGCAAUGAGGUGUUUGCCACUUUCAAACAGGAAAUGGAUAAAACAACUAAGAAAAUGAAGAAGUUAGAGAAGGACACAGCCACGUGGAAAGCCCGGUUUGAGAACUGUAACAAAGCUCUGCUGGACAUGAUUGAAGAGAAAGCACUGAGAGCUAAAGAAUAUGAGUGCUUCGUCAUGAAAAUCGGGAGGCUGGAGAACCUCUGUCGAGCUUUACAAGAAGAGAGAAAUGAACUCUACACGAAAAUUAGAGAGGCAAAAAUGCCUCAGAAGGAUGACCGAAGUCAGCACACCUCCGACGAGGAGCCCGAGUCCGCUGUGUCUGAGCGGGUGGGGGUUGAUGCGGAGGAAGCCGAGAGUGUUCACAAUGCUGUGAAAAAUCUGGCCACAGCCUUCAUGGCCAUUCAUCAGCCAGAGUCGACCCUUGACCAGGCCAAAGAAAUCCAACCAGAAUUCGGCAGUCCUCAAGGGGAUGGUGACUCGGCCCUCCAGGAGCCGGCACAACCCCCUCUGAGCCCUUUGUGCCAUUCAGAGAGUUCCCUGCCUCCCCCAACUCCUCAGGCGGAAGCUGAAAGAGGCCAUGAGGCGGAACUGCCCCCCAGGCCCGGGAAUCCCCCCCUGGGGUCGGGAGCAGAGGCCCAAGACCGGGGUCCCCUUGCAGCAGUCCAGGCUGAUCAGCCGCCCCACAAGCCAGAGGCAGAAGCUUCUAGUCAGGCCCGGCCGUCCCCCGCCGAGGCUUCCCUACCCGCGAUGGAGGCAAACGGUCCUGCUCCACCACCCACGGCAGCUGAGCAGAUGCCAGCUGGGGUGCUUGGAUGUGGGCCCAGCAGGCCGCCGCCCCCACCCCCACCGGACACAACAGCAGGGGGGCUGCCAGCAGGGGCCUCAGAGGGGCCCCAGCUGCCCCAAGUGGCCGACAGCAACCUAGAAGGAGUAGACUAAGCCUCAUGGUGCCUUCCGAAGCUCUUCUUCCCGACGUUCCAUCUCCAUCAUAACAGCUUGUCUUCUGAAAAGGCAUUAAGGGCUAAGGAUGUCUAAGGGAAGAGACUUGAUUAGAAUCAAGACAUUUUCAAAUCUUACGCAGAACACAUUCAGCCUGUGCUAUUUGUUCUCAAUUUAUCACUGAUUUGGAGCUUUUCUAUUUAACGCGGGUUGAUGGUAUAAUUUUCCCAAAUGGCAACAGAACAUACAAAUAGAAAAUUCAUAUUAGUUUUCCAUUGA